Molecule: messenger RNA, 5137 nt
Organism: Protopterus annectens (West African lungfish)
Lineage: Eukaryota; Metazoa; Chordata; Ceratodontiformes; Protopteridae
Product: phosphatidylinositol-binding clathrin assembly protein-like
Exons: 23
Coding region: 818-2701 (627 amino acids)
Biological process (GO): synaptic vesicle budding from presynaptic endocytic zone membrane; clathrin coat assembly; clathrin-dependent endocytosis
Cellular component (GO): clathrin-coated pit; clathrin-coated vesicle; extrinsic component of presynaptic endocytic zone membrane
Molecular function (GO): SNARE binding; phosphatidylinositol-4,5-bisphosphate binding; 1-phosphatidylinositol binding
Source: RefSeq, a predicted model, not a curated record
GUGGAGGGUUUUUAUUGCUCUGAACAGUAUUCACAGGAAUACUUUGCAGUUUACUUUUUAUUUGUUGUAGUUAAGUAUUGUUUAUUCUAAUUGUCUUAUACAUUUCAUUUUCAAAUACUUUCAACGACAAUUUGGUACCGGAAUCGGUGCCACCUUAAAGCAGUCAGAGUUGUGGUGCAUCACCUGAUGAGUCGCCGCCAUUUUGUCUGGGAGUAAAAAAAUCUGAAAGAAAACCGGAAAACGGAGACACGGGACUGAGGUUACAACGUUUACCAAAACACAAUUUAUUUGCCUAUCUGCUUUGCAUUAAGCCUGGAAUGUUUUGGAAUAUAUUUUUAAAAUAAACAAAGUCACCGGCGAACUGAGAAGGGAUGUUUACUAUCUCUUGAACCGAUUUUUGGAAAGUAUAGCGCACAAAAAGGAAUUUGCUAAAGCUUUCUUGUGGUUUACUUUUUAAAGGCCCACUAUUUGCACUUGUGUUUUUUUUUUUUUUUUUGCAUUAAUUUUGCAUUUGUUUUUCUGACCUAUGUUUCCUUUUCCAAAGAUAGUGCCACUUCCGAAGGGAGUAGAUAAUUAGUUCUGCAAAGCAAAAGGCAUUUAGUAAGGUUGAUACAGUUGAACAUCUUGUUUCCUUAACGAUUAAGGAUUGCUUUUUUACAUUUAUUUUAUAGUGAAGCUAUAAUUUGCUUUUCGCUUUGUUUGAAAGGUUCACCGUAACCUGGCUGCGUUUCGGCUCUUCCUUGUUUUACUUGUCUUGACAUCCUUUCCAUUCCCGUCUGUCAAUAUUUCUGGCAUUGGACUAUUAUAGUAAAAAAUAAUGUCUGGGCAGUCUAUUACGGACCGGAUUGCUGCAGCCCAACACAGUGUAACCGGUUCUGCUAUCAGCAAAGCUGUAUGCAAGGCGACGACUCAUGAAGUUAUGGGACCCAAGAAGAAGCACUUAGACUAUUUAAUCCAGUGCACAAAUGAGAUGAAUGUCAACAUUCCACAUCUAGCAGACACACUUUUUGAGAGGACAGCUAACAGCAGUUGGGUAGUAGUGUUUAAAGCGCUGAUUACAACCCAUCACAUAAUGAUGUACGGAAAUGAGCCAUUCCUCCAGUACUUACUUCAACGAGAGACGCUCUACAAUCUAAACAGAUUUCCUGACAAGUCUGAUAUGCAAAGUUAUGACAUGUCCACUUUUAUUCGGCGGUACAGCAGGUACCUGAAUGAAAAAGCACUUUCUUAUAGACUUGUAGCAGUUGACUUCACCAAAAUGAAGAGAGGGGUUGAAGGUGUGAUGAGGACAAUGAACACAGAAAAAUUAUUGAAAACCCUUCCCAUCAUACAGAACCAGCUUGAUGCACUCCUUGAUUUUGAUGCAAAUCCGAAUGAAUUAACAAAUGGAGUGAUAAAUGCUGCUUUCAUGCUUCUGUUCAAGGAUUCCAUAAGACUUUUUGCAGCUUAUAACGAAGGCAUAAUUAACUUGCUCGAGAAAUUCUUUGAUAUGAAGAAGAACCAAUGCAAGGAUGCUUUGGAUAUAUACAAGAAGUUCUUGGCUAGAAUGACCAAACUCUCAGAAUUUCUCAAGGUUGCUGAGCAAGUUGGAAUUGAUCAGGGUGACAUUCCAGAUCUUACUCAGGCUCCCAGUAGUUUACUCGAGGCACUGGAACAACAUUUAGCUUCUCUCGAGGGAAAGAAGACUAAAGAGUUUUCAGCUGCAAGCAGGGCAAGUGCUGUCUCCAGUGCAGUGUCGACCUUCUCCAGUACCGGAAUGUCCUUCACUAAGAUGGAUGAAAAGGAGAAACAGCAAGCAUUGGAGGAGGAGCAGGCAAGAUUGCAGUCCUUGAAGGAGCAGCGUUUGAAAGAGAUUUCUGUGCACUCUAACAAUGUGUCUACAUCAGCAUCGCCUAGCAGUAUUUCAGGAAAAAGUGUGACUAACACAACAGCAGCUGACCUGUUCAGUGCACCUGCUCCUACAACAAGCAGCAUGCCUAACCUUUCCAGUGACCUCUUUGAUCUACAGCCUGCUUUUGUUCCUACAGUGCAAAGUACUCCAGUUAUAGCAACUUCAGCAGUCCAUAGCUGGGGAGACUCUUUCACAAUUCCCAGAGUCACUACGCCUGUCUAUUCUGUAGCUGAGAUGUUUGAUGUCUUCUUUUUAGGCUACCCACUGCAGAUGACUCCUCAGGCAAACUCUUCAACAAUGAACGUUGAUUUUGAUGCUGUUUUUGGUGCAAAAUCCACAGUUAAUGACACCAGUACUCCAGAUAAUAUGUUGAGGCCAACAGCAGCAUCCCAGGUCCAGGCAGCUGCACCAGUCAGUCACACAACUGGUAGAUUCAUGGCAAAUGACCUUGAUUCUUCCUUGGCUAACCUUGUUGGCAAUCUGGGUUUUGGAGGAACACCAUCUAAGAAGUCCGACAUGCAGUGGAGUCAACCUUUAGAAAAGAAGCUUACUGGUGGGACAAACUGGCAGUCUAAAACUAGCACCUCAACAACAUGGAAUCCAGCUCCAGUGUCAUCUGUUCAACAGAUGAUGCCAUCGCCAAUGGUAUACCCAGUGACUACACCUCAAGUGCCUAUGUAUGGAAUGGUACCUCCACAGAUGGGCCCUGUUCCAGUGUUGGCACCACAGCCUGUGACAUACUCACAACCGGUGUUGAGACCUACAAAUCCAUUUGCACCAAUGUCUGGUGCUCAGAUGCAGUUUAUGUAAAACGGCCAAAGCAAUGUCAGCAGGAACAGUGACCACCAAAUACUGAGAAUGUACUGAGACAAAUUCUUGGGAAUACUUCAGUCUGUAACAGGGCUGUGUGUCAUCUUCUACACUCUCCAAGACUGACAGUUAACAGAACUGCAGUGGUAUAGACAACCAAGUCUGUGGCAGCCUCUUGCUAUACAGGAUGAUUAUUCUGUGUUGUAAUAAAAUUUUGCAUAUCAUCUUCAUGCGUUAUACAUGCACCUUAUAAUAAGGCUGUAAAAGACUUUUUUCUUUUUUUUCUUUUUUAACUUUGAAAGGGUUUUGAUUAAGGUGAUCGAGCAAUGAAGGCUAGAUUUUCUGUUCUUCAGCUGCAGUAUUGCAGUUACCUCAGCAGUCUAGGCUUUCCUGCAAACCCGACUUCACAGCUGUAUUUCAAGUCUUUCUGGAACAGGAUUCCUUUGUUAAUCUUCUCUACUUAAUACGUCAUACUCUGAAGUAUGUGAAGCUUUAGUAAAAUGUGCUGCUUUAUGGCAGAAUCGUGCUCAGAAUUUGUGGAGAGGAUGUACAGAUUCUUAGAGGUAUUUUGUAUGUUUUUUUUUUUUUUCUUAUUUUUUUAAAUAAGAAGAAAACUUACCACCAUGACUUCUUUUCUUGGCAACAUGAAUGUCUAGGUGUACAGUAUGGAAUAGCCUCUUCUCUUUCUUUGACAUGGCAUUGAGUCUGUAGAUGGGCUAGUAUGGAUUAUGGCAAUGUUGUGCUGUCUGAUUCUGUAAUAUAAGAAACUUCUACUUUUGACUAACUUCGUAAGAAUUUUGGUUUAUGGAUGUUCCAACUCAAGAAAGUAAGUUAAGAAUGUUAAUUGUCUUCGAGACUCAGAGCCAUGUUUGAAAUUUAUCUUUGUUGGCAGUUACCUGUAGUCAGCUGUCAUAGUACAUCUUGUUACUUUUCUAGGUAUGUUAUGCUUCAUUUAACUGCCUCAAAUGUUGUUUUUCUGAAUACAUUUUUAACAGUGGCUUGCAUGUACUCAUGUAGAAGCACUGGUCAUAAAUACAGUAUCUUGCAUGAGAUAUACAUGAAAUAUGCAUUACUUGUAGCAAGGAAUGCUUUCAUCUCAAGAAGCAGCUAUAGCUGAAAGUUGAAGCAUAGUUGGAAAACUUUGCACACCACCUGCGGAAGCAAACCCCACCCCUUUUUAGGCUUUAGACUAUUCCUAUUUUUUCUAAUCUGACUGCUUCGUGCUGUGUUUCGCUUUUUCUUUCAGAUUCCAAACCAAGUAGUUCUAUGCUCUACGUGCCGAUCUGGUAUGCUUCUGAACAAUGAUUAAUGUUUUAGGCUUACUGGAUAAAAAAAAAGUAAUUUAACUGAAACACCUAGUCAGGGAGUUUGUUUUUAAUGCUAGGUGGUCUGUAUCUUUUGUUUUUCCCUUGACUUAAAAUGUUUUUUUUGUAUAUUGGGAAUCUACAGACUGCAAAAUGGCAUACAAUCUGCAGCAUUCAAAAGUUUUGGGAGGGAGUGUGCUCCAUAUAGCAAAGAGUUGUGUAAACAUUCAGUUUGGUCCAAGGACAUUGUGCUGCUGGCUCUCACUUAAUUAGUAAAUAGUCUUUAAAUAAUUGUGAUUUUGGUGUGCAGAUUGAACAAAGUUGAAUGUGGUCUUGCAAUAAUACAAGAUUUAUAUUCCCAAUCCUUAAAAGUGAUAUUUUUAGUAUUGGAAUUGGGUCAAAGCAGAAAUACUCGUGCAGUUUUGUUUAAGGUGCCAUUGUACAGUUUGAGUUGCCUGAAUAUAAGCAUCAGUGGUUAUAUGUUUUGGAGGCUUUUUUUUUUUUUUGUCUUUGGCAUAACCCUGCCUUAAAAAGUACUUUUUAUUACUUAUGAUUGUAUUAUGAUGUACAUUAAUACAGUUGACAGAUCAUCUUUUUUAAAAUGUAAGGUCUGAAGUCUGUAUUGGCUGUAAAAAGUACAGACAUCACACUUUUACAUUGCUGUGUCCCUUUUGCUCUAAAUGUUUUUGCAAAAAUGCACAUUUAGCAGUACAUUUUCACACAUUAAGUGUUAAGAGCAUAUUUAUUAUCUAUCAUGCUAAUUCUUUCAAGGAUACAUAUAAAAAAAAUAAGCCAGUAUUUUUUAGCUACUACUGUUUUUAGUAAAAGUGUAUCAAACCUUUUGGAGCAAAGGGAUACUGCACAUAUUUAUGCCAAAAUAAUUGCUCAUUAAAAGAUUGUUUUCUUCCGUUUUUCAUAUUUAUUAGUAGUGUUAGAUUAAACCAUUUAAGAGAGCAUUUAUUAUAUUAUAAAUUUUUAUAUUUCUUUUGAUUUUAAAAUAUAAAAAAACUUACAGAAAACGUGAAAUGUUAUGUAGUCUUGCUACAGUCUAAGCUGUUGCUUUUACACGUGCUGCUUGGUACAUGCUUCCAUGUCUUUAAAGGGGAAAAAUAAAGGGUUGGGUUUUAUAUGA